Messenger RNA from Besnoitia besnoiti, 318 nucleotides. RefSeq lists its product as uncharacterized. NCBI's taxonomy places the organism in Eukaryota, Apicomplexa, Conoidasida, Eucoccidiorida, Sarcocystidae. The record is from RefSeq and is a predicted model, not a curated record. The transcript is spliced from 3 exons. Bases 1 to 318 code for a protein of 105 amino acids.
AUGUCAAGAGGACGCCUCGGUCACAUCUUGAAGGAAAUCUUCAUUGUGAAGCCAACAGGACUGAGCAGGCUGCAGUCGGGGAUCAUGGUCGUGUCUGCAGGUUACCUGGGGUACGUCUGGUACGUUGACGGCUGCUGCCCGUUCCUUCCCUCGAAGGACGCGAGGCGCCUUCCGCCUCUCUUCCGGGAGUCUGAGGCUCUUAUCAAAGACUCUGCGGAGGAACGACUCGCUCGGGAACUUGGUGUCACGACCUUCAAAGAGUGGAAGGAGCGGGGCUUCAUUCCUGACAGUCCUCCAGCCAGCACCGAGAAGGACUAG